CUUGCGUUAAACUAGCUAACUUUAGAAACGCCAACCCUUUAAUACGAAAUAGCGGCGUCGCGGGUGGAAAUACAUGUCCGAGGUGGACAACAAGUGGGCAGAAAUAAAAGAUACACGUUGAAAGCAAACGUCGAAUGGUGUACGGAUGCGAUUGACAGCCGGCGUCGGUGAGUGGAUUCAGUAAAGGAUGGAGAAGGAAGCGCUGAACGUGGUCGUCUUCAACGUGUCGAAGAAAGAGCUGUUCACCACGAACAAUGGCUACAAAUCUGUCCAGAAAAGACUGAGAGCUCAAUGGAAAAUCCAAAGUAUGAAGGAAGAGCUGUCUCUGGAGAAGCUGAAGGGUGUCAAAUUGUGGAUAACCGCAGGACCGCGGGAGAAGUUCACAGCUUCAGAGCUGGAGGUGCUGAAGCUGUACCUGGAUGGGGGAGGAAACGUCCUGGUCAUGCUCGGUGAAGGGGGAGAAAUGAAGUACAACACCAACAUCAACUUCCUCCUGGAGGAGUUUGGCGUGGUGGUCAACAAUGACGCUGUUGUGAGGAAUGUGUAUUACAAAUACUUCCAUCCGAAAGAGGCGCUGGUGUCCAACGGUGUGUUGAACAGAGAGAUUAGUCGGGCUGCUGGCAAAGUGGUCACAGGCGUCAUCGAAGAGGAAAAUGUUGGAAACAAUGCACAGGCUCUCACGUUUGUGUACCCGUACGGAGCCACACUGAGCGUGAUGAAGCCGGCUGUGGCCAUUCUUUCAACUGGCUCCGUCUGCUUCCCCCUCAACAGGCCGGUCCUGGCAUUCCACGAAGGAAAGGAGGGUGGCAAACUGGUCGUGUUGGGCUCCUGCCACAUGUUCAGUGACCAAUACAUAGACAAAGAGGAGAACAGUAAAAUCCUGGAUGUUGUGCUCCAGUGGCUCAUGGCUGAUAAUAUCCAGCUGAAUCAGAUUGACGCAGAAGACCCCGACAUCACAGAUUACACCAUGCUGCCAGACAUAGGGUGCUUGGCGGAACAGCUCAGAGUGUGCUUACAAGUGGGCGACGAAAACCCCAGGGACUUCACCUCGCUGUUUGACAUGUCCUUGUUCAAUUUGUCAACCGACGCCUUACCCCAAGUCAUCAGUGCCUACAAGCAGCUUCAUGUCAAAGACGAGCCACUUCAGCUGAUAGCGCCACAUUUUGAGACGCCGCUGCCUCAGCUCCAACCCGCUGUCUUUCCACCUGCCUUGAGCGAGUUGCCUCCUCCCAUGCUGGACCUGUUCGACCUAGAUGAAGCAUUCUCCUCGGAGAAAGUGCGCCUGGCACAGCUCACCAAUAAAUGUACGGACGAUGAUCUUGAAUUCUACGUGAGGAAAUGUGGGGAGAUCUUGGGGGUGACUCCAAAGUUGGAUAAAGAGCAGAGGGAUGCCAAGCACAUCUUGGAACACAUUUUCUUCCAGGUUGUAGAGUUCAAGAAACUCAAUCAGGAGCCCGACACUGAGGAACCGUUCACGCCAUUGUGAUGGGACUCAAGAAACUUAUAAAGACAUUGAUCUCUCCUGCGGUCAUUCUGUAACAUGACCAACCAGAUGUGUUGCCUUUGGAGAAGGUACAAGAUCACAUAAACUGGGUACUGUUGGGUUCUAGCAAUUAUAGGUUAUACACACACUUCUUGUAUUUCGCAGAGGGAAAAAGUACAAUACACAUGCAAAUAAAGUUAAUAUUUAAAUCUUUAAUUUUUAAAAAAAGGCACAGCGCUUUGCAUGAAUCCUCACACAUUGCUGUAAAAAAAAAUGGAAUUUAAGAUUUUACAAAAUGAUGCAACCAAAACCCACAAACAUUUAAAGCCUUAUUAUUUUUCCAAGUC
Messenger RNA from Pseudoliparis swirei, 1830 nucleotides. RefSeq names its product intraflagellar transport 52 homolog (Chlamydomonas) (gene ift52). The transcript is spliced from 14 exons. Lineage: Eukaryota; Metazoa; Chordata; Actinopteri; Perciformes; Liparidae. The coding region runs from base 188 to 1486 and encodes 432 amino acids. Gene Ontology annotation, biological process: cilium assembly; intraciliary transport. Gene Ontology annotation, cellular component: centriole; cilium; intraciliary transport particle B. The record is from RefSeq and is a predicted model, not a curated record.